GCAAUUGAGGAUAUCUGCAGUAGUUUUUUGAAGUAGUGAAGUUUUCAUCCCUUUUCCACAACAGAAAUCAAAUUUUUUUUGACGGCAUGUAUUCUGUCCGGCUUUUGGGUAUGCUCGCAGUUGGCCUCUUCGUUGCAGAAGGAUUUCGGUUUGGUCUUCAGGAGAAGUGCGCAAAAAUCACUAAUCCAUUUUGCAGCCGUGUACUCCCGUACAACUUGACCCGUUUUCCAAAUAUACUCGGUCAUCAAAGCGAAUUCAUAGCCAACCGAGCCCUUCAGCUUUUUUCUCCACUGGUCAAGCAAGCAAACUGUUCCAAACACGCCGAGUUUUUCCUUUGCUCCUUUUACCUGCCGAUAUGUUUGCCAGGAAUGGAAGAAGAGAACGUUAUAAGGCCUUGCCGUUCCUUGUGCGAGCGAAUCAAGGCGGACUGUUCGGCCGUAACAAAGUACUGGCCGAGCUUUGUAAAAUGCGAAGAGCUACCUCAGUUCAAAGAUGGUGUGUGUAUCCAGCCGGAAUCGUUUAUCACUGAGCCGAAACCAACAAAUAUUGUUGAUUUCACUCCCUGCAAGAGCAGACCUCCAGCUGAUUACAAGAUUUAUGCCAGCGGCCAGUAUGACUAUGCCAUAAAAUUCAAAGCAAUUUUGAUAGAAAAACGUAUGAAUCAAGAGACGAUAAUCCAUGGAAAAGCCGCCAGAGUUUACAAGCAAGGUAAUGUUCCAAUCCAGAGAGGGCGUGUGGAGAUCUGGAGCAACACCAAUUCAACUUGCCGUUCCCUGAGGGUAGGGCGGACAUUCCUGAUCAGCGGACACGAGGACACUCUUAGAAAAAUACUGCUUCUGUCCUCCGAUAGCUUGAUAGAAGCCUGGAGCGGAGAGACAAUGCGAAAAAUGAGAAAGUGGCUUAGAAUUGAGAGCAAACUUGCCAUGCAGGAAAGUAGAAACAGUGUGCCAAACAAAGAGAUUAGAGAAAAACUGUGAAUCUGCAAAACUUGUUAAGAAGAAAAUAUUCAAAGUUGUAUUCAGUCUUAGACUCAAACGUACUAUUUAAAGUAACUUUAACCAAGAGAGGAUCCUUUCUUGCUCAAAUCAAAUAGCUGAGAGGGUUAAUCCACUCGUAGUUCAUUUCAAUAGGUGAAUUGAAAACAAAACAACAACAACAAAAAAAAAAACAACAACAACAACUUCUGGCUGCGAGGUAAAAUCCUUCACUGACUUUCUUAUUUUUCAUUCAUUCAGUUCCAUGUCGUGGCUAAAACUCAGUCAUCUUCUGUCUCCGAAGUCCUAUUUCUCAGAAAUUGAUCUUUAAAAUUGCUGCUUUAGAACUCAUACAGUCAGUAGUGCGUUUUUAGUCACCAGGUUUCGAAUUUCUGGCCACCCUUUCUGUGAAGUGCUUUCAGCGGGCGCGUAAUCGCGGGUUUUUGUAAGCCUGGAUAGUAAAGUUGUCCAAACGAAAAAACAAUUAUCUCGCAAGACUCAUCCCUUAGUUCCUUUAGUUGUUUUUUUCUAUGGCCGUUGCGAAUUCCUUCUGCACUUGUCUUCGGUCAGAGUUUUCCUUUUGCUUUCAGAACGCAAACGACAUUGAUCACACACUUCAAAUUCCUGUCAAUUCUGCCUCAGUCCUCUUCAGUUCGUCCUAAUGUGCAACUGAAGAGUCAGUCUUAGAAAGCAAGACGGAGACGAACGAAGUUUCGUUUGUUUCUUAGUUUAAUUACCUCACAUUGGAUUUAUGGGGCGAGAAUUCGACUGAUCUGUAUUAGGCUCUAGAUCAGUCAGUUUAAACAGGCGAAAAAGUCGGGCUCAGGAGAUAGGGCGCUCGCGCUAUAAGCAGGCCUCCUUCACUACUAUUCUCUCGUCUGGCAUGUCACAGAAGUUUGUUUGAGAGACUGUUUGCGCGACAUUCCAGAUAACGGCGACGACGUAGACUAGAAGGAGAGCGUGAAGACAAAUGGUCGGAAAAAUAGGAGGAAGCUGUCUUUUCCUAGACAAAAGAAAUCGCCGCUAGUUGCUCGCUUGAUUGUGUGAUUUCCUGUCUCGGGUCAACUAUUUAUGAGCGUACGUCUUUCAGAGGACGACUUCUUGGCGACAAUUAAUCACUAAGUUCCGUUCUCUCUAUCAGUUUGCAUUCAGCGCUAAUCGAUUGUAGAAAAAAGCCCCAAACUUCAAAAACUUCCAGUGAAUUGAUUCCUUUUUUAUCGCAAAAAAAGACUUAAAUCAGUUGUCUCAGGUGAUCACACAUUAAAUCACAAUAGAUUCAGACAACUCGAUCAUAUGCUUAACCAUUUCUGAGGAAACAUAAUUUAAUAUAAAUAAAAGAAUAGUACACUGGUCUUACUGUUUAUAAAGCUUUCAUAGACUACUUCACUUUGCUCGGAAAUAACAAUAUACUAAUCCUACAAGUUAUUUUGUUUUCAUUUCAAUUUCUUAAACAAGGAAGUUCUUGUUAAUAGGAAGUUGAAGUUAAAUCCAGGAAGACCGUUACCACACUGCAUCGGCAGCAGCGAACCAGGCUCGUGCUACAAAUAGGACAAUCUCUAAAAUGGUGAAAAUAAAUAUUGCUUUUAUACCUUGAAGCUGCUAAGGAAAUUUAAACCAACAGCUAGAUUAGCGCCCUGGGUUUAGUAAUUGGUUCAAUAUAGUCCGAGUAUUGUGUACUGAUACAGGAAUUUGUUAUCCGCUGUAUCAUUACCGUAAUACAAAGAAGAAUUGAGGAUGGCAAAGGAUUUAUACGUGACGCGUGAUUAAUGCCAAAAAUAAUAUGUGACGCGUGAACUCAACAUUAUUAAUAAGGCGAACACGACGUUCGUGAAUUCAUGAACCAG
This is a messenger RNA of Stylophora pistillata, 2818 nucleotides long. RefSeq names its product secreted frizzled-related protein 3. The record is from RefSeq and is a predicted model, not a curated record. NCBI's taxonomy places the organism in Eukaryota, Metazoa, Cnidaria, Anthozoa, Scleractinia, Pocilloporidae. Gene Ontology annotation, biological process: canonical Wnt signaling pathway; non-canonical Wnt signaling pathway. Gene Ontology annotation, cellular component: plasma membrane. Gene Ontology annotation, molecular function: Wnt-protein binding; Wnt receptor activity.